This is a messenger RNA of Moesziomyces antarcticus, 1158 nucleotides long. RefSeq names its product nifU-like protein c. Gene Ontology annotation, cellular component: mitochondrion. Lineage: Eukaryota; Fungi; Basidiomycota; Ustilaginomycetes; Ustilaginales; Ustilaginaceae. The transcript has a single exon. The coding region runs from base 1 to 1158 and encodes 385 amino acids. Gene Ontology annotation, molecular function: iron ion binding; iron-sulfur cluster binding. The record is from RefSeq and is a predicted model, not a curated record. Gene Ontology annotation, biological process: iron-sulfur cluster assembly.
AUGUCACCACCACUUCCAGUGCAUCGUCGUCUUGGCUCGGCUCCAUCGGGUCGAGUUACAGCCGGAAAACCCGUGAAAAUCGACAGCCUGGGCGCGCUGAGCUGCCCCGCUCGCUCUUCGUUGAUAUUGCUAAUGCUUACUCAGCCGCUCAAAGUCCGAUGCUCGAAUUCUGCUGCCGCCGCCGCCGCUGCUGAGUUGGACACGAGAACCGACUCGCCACCUCUAACUCCACUUCUUCUGCGCACACCACCAAACUAUCCCAACCACUCUCUCAUUCGCAAGAUGACGGGUGUUACAAGGACAAGCGUUUCGCUGCUGCGUGCAGCCUCUACGACCUCAGCUGUUGCAUCUGGCAGCCGGGCCGCUGUCGCUGUGGCCCGCAGAAGCGUCGUUCCGCUCGCACGAUCCAUGAUGACGGCGUCAACGUCUGCACUGCGUGCUUCUGCGCUGACACGUGCAUCACCCGUUCUCUCGAUGCAGAGGCGAACGAUGUUCAUUCAGACCGAGUCGACACCCAACGAGGACUCGCUCAAGUUCCUGCCCGGUCGACAGGUGAUGGAGUCGGGCACGCACGAGUUCCUCGAUACACGUGCUUCCAUGGCCUCGCCACUCGCCAAGAAGCUGUUCAACAUCCCCGGCAUCGUCGGCGUCUUCUACGGUCCCGACUUUGUCACGGUCAGCAAGGAUGCAGAGCACCAGUGGUCGACACUCAAGCCCGAGAUCUACUCGAGCAUCAUGGAGUUCUUCACCGCCGGUCACCCGCUCUUCACCGACCCCGAGUCGUCGCAUGGCUCGAGCGACACCGUGAUCCUCGAGACAGACUCGGAGGUCGUGGCCAUGAUCAAGGAGCUUCUUGACACGCGUGUGCGUCCGGCGAUCCAGGAGGACGGAGGCGACCUCGAGUACCGCGGAUUCGGAGAAGACACGGACGGAAUCGUCAAGGUCAAGCUCAAAGGAUCUUGCCGUGGUUGCGACUCGUCCACCGUCACUCUCAAGUCCGGCAUCGAACGUAUGCUCAAGCACUACAUCCCUGAGGUCAAUGGCGUCGAACAGGUGCUCGACCCAGAGGAGGAAAUCGCACUCGACGAGUUUGCCAAGCUCGAACAGAAACUGGAAAAGGACCGCAAGAAGGAGCGCGACAUGGGAUUCUCGCUCUGA